AACUUAGGGCCAAAAUAGGCAACUUAAAAGAAAGGUGUAGCCAUCUUGCAUACGGAGGUGCAGCUAUUGCCUCUGAGUCUGACGCCUGGGAUUUUGGUUCCUCCCUCUCUGCUUUGUGAUGGUAUAUGAGUGUUUUUUUCAUUUUGAUGGAGUUUCAUGUCUUGUAGGAGAAUUUCUUUUUUGGGGUGAGGUAAAGGUCCAUGCAGAGCCUGUAGAAGAAGAUGCCUUAUGGUGAAAUUGAAGCUAAGUUCUUGGGACCUGGAAAAGAACUAACAAAUGAACCAUGCUAUAAAAAAUUGAAGUCAGCCACAAAAGCUUAUAUUUUCCCACAUCGUAGCAGUGCUGAUUUUCUUCAGGAGAACAAAACCCAAACUACAGAUUUGCAGAAACCUUUGCGUAAUGAGAUGCCUUGUAAUAGACUAGAUGUUAUUGAAUCUAUUGGUUCACAAAUUUUACAGCAUGGAAAAUCUCCAUUAGUAUCAACAGAUGAUGAAAUAUAUAGUACAAGUAAAGCAUUUAUAGGACCCAUUUACAAACCCCCAGAGAAAAAGAAAUGUAAUGAAAGAAGGAAUGAGACAGACACUCACGAUGAUACAAAUGGCAAAGGAAGACAAGAAAAGAAAUGGAAAUUUUACACCAAAAAAUUAGAGAUUGACACUGAAUUAUCACAGUUUUACAAAGAAAUUGAAGAACUCGAAAAUGAAAAAGAUAAUUCAGAAGUCAGUUGUAAGGAAUCUGAACCAUCUCAGGAACAACUUCUUCUGUAUUAUGAGGGCUAUAAUAAUGAUGUCUUAAGAUCUGAUGAAGCAACUAAAGAUCUUAAUAGUGCUCUUCAGUCACAUUGUGGUUAUCAACAGUACUUGGGCAAUGAGCCAGGCAAAUAUACCUAUGAUGGACAAGUGAUACCUACAUUUUGUGAUACUUCAUUUACUUCCUUCAGGCCUGAAUGGGAAUCAGUGCAUCCUUUCAUAGUGCCCCAUGGUCCUCCUCUUCCCAGUUUUAACUAUCAUUUAAAUAUUCAAAGAUUUAGUGCUCCACCAAAUCCAUCACCAAGUAUUUUCCAUGCUCAAGAUGACUAUCAGAUUCAAAAUGGGUAUGAUGUAAAUAGUUGUCAUGUUUACUGGAAUUGUUUGACUUUUGAUCAGAAUAAUGAACAUACUGACUGUGGUGAGAAUAGCAGUAGUCUUCAUCCCCCUAGAAAUGGCUAUAGUGUGCAAGAUGGAUAUGUGAGUAACGGUUUAUGUGAAAUCAGAGAAAGAAGCUGGAAAGAGCCUCCUAUGGACAAGCAUAAUGGAAUGGACAGGUUUGUGAACCAGCAGUUUCAAAAAGAAAAGUUAAAUAAAUUGCAGAAAUUACUUGUUCUCUUAAGAGGUCUGCCUGGUUCUGGGAAAACAACAUUGUCUAGAAUUCUGCUUGGUCAGAGUUGUGAUGGCAUUGUGUUCAGCACUGAUGACUAUUUUCACCAUCAAGAUGGGUACAGGUAUAAUGUUAAUCAGCUUGGUGAUGCUCAUGACUGGAACCAGAGCAGAGCAAAACAAGCUGUUGAUCAGGGGAGGUCUCCAGUUAUAAUAGACAACACUAAUACACAAGCUUGGGAAAUGAAACCGUAUGUGGAAAUGGCACUAGGAAAAGGAUACAGAGUAGAGUUUCAUGAACCUGAAACUUGGUGGAAAUUUGAUCCUGAAGAAUUAGAAAACAGGAAUAAACAUGGUGUGUCUAGAAGGAAGAUUGCUCAGAUGUUGGAUCGUUAUGAAUAUCAAAUGUCCAUCUCUGUUGUAAUGAAUUCAGUGGAAACCAACACAGAAAAGCACACAAAGACUCCCUCCUCCACAGGGAAGCCAGAGGUGGGGAGGCUCUGUAGGCUCACAUAAUCAAGUCUGUGUUACAAAUAAUCGUUAAGUUGGCUAUUUUCAGCUAACAUUUGUUGCUUGUUCUUGAAAAAUAUAGUGAGCCUGUCUCAAAGUUUAGUUUCAAAUAAAAACGACUACGUUGCCUAACUAAGGAUGUUCCCAGCAAGUUGUUUAAAUUUUAAAGUACAAAUAAGAUUAUAU
Heterocephalus glaber (naked mole-rat) is the source of this 2051-nucleotide messenger RNA. Lineage: Eukaryota; Metazoa; Chordata; Mammalia; Rodentia; Bathyergidae. The record is from RefSeq and is a predicted model, not a curated record.